CAACACAUAAAGGAUACAAUUUUGUCCACGUGUGUAGAGCAAAACCACUGUCUUUUUAAAAAAAAAAGUGAUUACUCACGUUGAUCUUAACCAAACUAUGCCUUUAACCAUACGAUAAAUAAUUAUUGUGUUGAUUUUCAUUGUGAUGUUGAUCCAGCUAAUCUACACGGGAGCCUUUGAUACUUUAUUAAAUAAUCCAGAAGGUCAGGUGGUCUGAAAUGCCGUAAUUAUGUUUUCUUUAACGUUUUCCUGUAAAUUGAUAUUAUUUUGUACCUCCGUCCAGCAGGUGGCGAUGAGGAGUCUACACGUCUCUUUCUAUCCUCCGUUAAACUAGGAAGCAGACUGGGUCCGCUAUCCGGAUUAGCUUUGUUUUGUCUUCUGAACUGAAUAUUUGUUUCUGCAGCAACAAUGUCUUCAGCUCAGUCUCUGAGAGAGUUUAUUAGGGAGCGACUGACCGCUGCUGCUGAAGAAAUCUUCACAGAGGUUGAUAAAACCAUCGUCCAUUACGAGGAAGAGCUGGAUCGUCAGCGCAGACUGCUGGAAAAAUGCUGGGACCCCCAAAUAAACCAACAGAAAAUAGAUGUCCCACAGCAUUAUGUUUGGAAGGAGAAUGAGCUUCUCACUGAUCAUCAGUUCUGCAGCCUAGAGAGGAACUCCAGUUGGGCCACGAAUUAUGCGCAAAAUAAACGCUUGAAGGAGGAACUGGGGACACCAGAACCUAUACAGACUAAUGAGAACCAGGAAGAACUAGAACCACCACAAAUAAAGAAUGAACAGGAGGAACCAGAACAACCAGAACAGGAGGAACCAGAACAACCAGAGAUAAAGGAUGAACAGGAAGAACUCUUUAUCAGUCUGGAGAAACAGCAGCAGCCAGAAUCAAACAAGGACCAACUCAUCAUCCAGAUGUCCUCUGAGCCUGAGAAACAAAACCAGUCAAGGAAUGACCCUGAAGAUUCAGGAUCAAGUAGACAUGAAGAAAAUAUGAGGUUUCAGCAAACCAGAGGUGUCACUGAGAAUGUAGACAUUCCAGAAAUAGAAAGACUGGAGACAUUGCACUCUAACAUCAAUAUUUCAGCUUGUAAAGUUUGUGGUAAAAUAUUUGCUCAGAGUUAUUUGACUGAUCACAUGAGAAUUCACACAGGCAAGAAGCCCUUCUCAUGUUUGACGUGUGGCAAAAAUUUCAGCAGUAGAGCAGGUUUAUAUGGGCACACAAGAACUCAUACAGGGGAGAAGCCUUUUUCAUGCCUGAUCUGUGGGAAACGUUUUCAUCAAAGAAGUAAAUUCAAUGAGCACAUGAAAACUCACACCGGUGAGAAACCUUUCUCGUGUUUGAUGUGUGGAAAAAAUUUCAGCGUAAAAAGAAGUUUAUCUCGGCACAUAAGAACGCAUACGGGUGAGAAGCCGUUCUCAUGUUUGACUUGUGGAAAACGUUUCAGCGAAAGAGGAAGUUUAUCUAGGCACAUAAGAAUUCAUACAGGUGAGAAGCCUUUUUCCUGCAUGGUUUGUGGAAAACGUUUUAAUCGAAGAAGUCAUAUGACUACUCAUAUGAUAACACACCAAGGUGAGCAGGUGCAAUCUUGAGAUGUUUUCAAACAUGGGAGAAGUUCAGAACAGCCAGGUGGCAAGUUGAACGUCGUAGAUAAUCAUUGAAUGGCACAAAUGACCUCCACUUUUUACUGUACAUAAAUUAUUUAAUUUUAUUCUAUUAUUUCUACUUGUUUUUGGACAUUUACCUUGUUCUUCUUUGACUGAACAUUUUUUCUUACUAUCUGCACCCUACUUCUGUGUUACUAAGAGCUGCUGUAACAUGUUAAUUUCUCCAUUGUGAGAUCAAUAAAGUCUGUCUUGAAUAGGCUUUGAUGUGA
Messenger RNA from Girardinichthys multiradiatus, 1868 nucleotides. Its product is annotated as zinc finger protein 771-like. Gene Ontology annotation, molecular function: RNA polymerase II cis-regulatory region sequence-specific DNA binding; DNA-binding transcription factor activity, RNA polymerase II-specific. Bases 409 to 1584 code for a protein of 391 amino acids. Lineage: Eukaryota; Metazoa; Chordata; Actinopteri; Cyprinodontiformes; Goodeidae. Gene Ontology annotation, cellular component: nucleus. The transcript has 2 exons. Gene Ontology annotation, biological process: regulation of transcription by RNA polymerase II. The record is from RefSeq and is a predicted model, not a curated record.